CUGUCGCUGAUCUUCAAUUUUCCUGUGCGAAACAGAGUGCAGAUAGAAACCCUCAAAUAAUUCCAAUUUUGCGACAGAUAUGGCUGCUCAAGCAUCAGAAGUCGAUAAAAGAAGCAGUUCUGCAUCCGAUAUGUCAAAUGUACAAAUUGACGAAGAAGUGAGUGUACCAGAUGUCGAAGUGAAGCAUUCUCCAUUUCAGUCGCAACCCAACCUUCGAACCGGCGUGCUAACCAGUGAAGAAGUGAAAGAACUCGGUGAUAAAAUGAGGAAAGAACAGGCCAAGAAGUAUUUUUCACUCAGGGAAGGGGCAUUUGCUAAUGCUGUGGAGGAGUGCAAGGCCUCUUUGGAUGCAAAUGAUGGAGAACUCCUCAGUUCAUGGCUAUUGAGCGAAAUUGACCACUGGGAUCUUGAGAAAGAAAGAAUUGUCUUAAUCACAAAGAAGAGCCUUUGUCUUGUCAAGUACAAUUUUAUUGGACUGAAAGUUAAUGAGAUGAGGAAGAUUCCAUUGAUAAGAUGUGAUAAGAUUCAGAUCGGCAGAUUUGUGUAUCCAAAGACCACAAUGAUGAUUCCACGUCACUUCCAAACUGGUUUACGCGUCUACUUUGGCAAAAACACAAUACCCAGCUUUCUCCAGAACUGGAAUCCAUGGUCACACGAGGUGCCCUUUGUCACUUUCUGCUGGCACAAAGGGAAUGAUGUCGUAAGUGAUCUGCCCCCGCAUAUGCAGCUUGAUCCGUUUCAGGAGUCUCUAAUCCAGGCCAUUACCGAUUCCCACAAUACCCUUCAGGAGGGUGUGGCACAAGACUCUCUCGAGAUUGAGCAUAACGAGCCUAUCAUGAUUGAAGUGUAUUGUGGGAUUUCAUCCAUAUUUCACAACUACGGCAUCCUUGGUUUCAAUCGUGAUCGCGGAAAGUUUGGAUUUUAGGACACUUUGACUCUAAUAGCUGUGAAUAGUAUUGGUUCUUAAUAGUAGAUCAUUUGUUUGAACCGUGGAAUUUCCCUCUCAUGCUGCAAAUAUGUUAUAGCAAACCAGUUAAAACCUGGUUUUGUCAGGAAGUCCUAUUUAUUUUCUCUAAAUUUUAACAAAUCGUGAUAAUGAAGAAUUUAGAUAUAUGAAAAUUCACAUAUUUGCUACACUAAUUUCAAAUCGUGAUAAUGUUGAGGUGAAGUACAUAGCGCAGGAACUUGACUUAGGCUUCUCGGUAAGAAUCAGGUCAACAGGGCGGGUUCGCUAUCUUAGUUGUUCCGGUAGGUUCGUGUGGGUAGACGGGCUGUCCGGCUGAUCGAAAUUUCGGAAAUAGGCCAGAAAUUUCCAACAGGUAUACUCCAGUAAGGUUACUGAGGUAAGCCUCAAACAUCGUCAUUUGUCCCUCACGGCCACCUAGCUGUACCUUCCCAUUUGAACAGGUGACAAAAUUUAUUCCGUUUGUCUGGCCAGCCCGGUUUUCUAGGCUCACCUGAAGAGGCAUUGAGAAGGACAUCAAACGUCUUUACAGACUGGUAGCAUAGGCUAUGUCUUACUGCAUGAAGAGCCAACAGACCACUGCUUUUGCUGCAUGAGCGCGAAGGACUUCGAUAGUUCUCUUGAUGAUGAUGAUAAUAGUAAUAAUAAUAAUAAUAAUAAUAAUAAUAAUGCAAUAAGCAAAGCGAAGAUUGGAACUGUUAUAUUCUUGAGAAAUAUCUGUGUAUACUAAAUAUUAAUUAAUUAACGAUUCAAGAUGUUUGAUGAUUGUAUAAUUUUAAACUCGUGUGAGUAGUAGAUUUUCGCGAGUUGUAAAUAUGGUUUUAUUUACCCCUGUUGAGGUAAAUAU
Pocillopora verrucosa is the source of this 1811-nucleotide messenger RNA. Its product is annotated as tumor protein p63-regulated gene 1-like protein. The record is from RefSeq and is a predicted model, not a curated record. NCBI's taxonomy places the organism in Eukaryota, Metazoa, Cnidaria, Anthozoa, Scleractinia, Pocilloporidae. Gene Ontology annotation, cellular component: cytoplasm.